AUGAGCAUGGAAGCAGACCCCUCCGCCCGACGAGCGCGGUUCGUCCGCGACCUUCCCAAGCUCGAGCUGCACGCCCACCUCAACGGCUCCAUCCGGCGCUCCACCCUUCUCUCCCUCGCCGCAUCGCACGGCAUCGAUCCUUCCUCCGCACAGAUCCUCACCCGAUGGCCCUCAACCCUCAGCGAAGCAUUCAGCGUCUUCACCGUCAUCCAUUCCUGCGUGACGACACUCUCCGAUGUGGAGAGGAUAGCCUUCGAAGUGGGAGAGGACAUGGCGUCUGACGGGGUCGUUUAUGCCGAGAUCCGGUCCACACCGCGCGCCAUGGAGGGUGGGAGCUUGGACGACUAUGUUCGAGCCGUUCUGCGAGGCUUUGGACGCUACCGGCUCACGUCUGGGGUUGAAGGGGUGGUGCUACGGCUGAUCCUGUCGAUUGACCGUGCGAAGCACACCGCUGCGGACGCGCAGGACAUCGUCGAUCUCGCUACAGCCCACCGUCUCGCAGGGGUGGUGGGGAUCGAUCUCUCCGGUGACCCAACCAAAGGCGAAUUCCUCACUUUCCUCCCGGCUCUUCAACGCGCCCGCUCGCUCGGCCUCAAGAUCACGCUGCACGCCGGCGAGGUGGCCAACACAGACACCGAGAUGAGCGCCAUGUUGGAUUUUCACCCGGAUCGCUUUGGACACUGCUGCUUCGUCUCGGACGACAACCUCAAACGCUUAACACAGAGCAGGGUGCCAAUAGAGCUGUGCCUCACAAGCAACCUGCUGUCGAACUCGGUGGGAAGUGCGGAGGAGCAUCACUUUGGGCUGCACCAUGCGAACGGGACGGUGUGCUGCAUCUCGACUGACGACAGUGGUGUGUUUGGGAGUCCGCUCAGCAACGAGUUUGCGUUGGUGAUGGAUGCUUUUGCGCUGGACGAGAGACAGGCGUUUGAGCUGGCGAAGAGGACGUUGGAGGCUGUCUUCCUGCCCACGUCGGAUCCCGGGACGGAGGCGACGGAGGAAGAGAGACGGGACUGGAGCGUUCGGCAGCGUGUUCGAGCUGCGUUCGAUGCAUUCCACAGAACAUGGGAUUGGGAGUGA
Messenger RNA from Kalmanozyma brasiliensis GHG001, 1080 nucleotides. RefSeq names its product Adenosine/AMP deaminase domain protein. Gene Ontology annotation, molecular function: adenosine deaminase activity. The transcript has a single exon. Gene Ontology annotation, biological process: adenosine catabolic process; inosine biosynthetic process. Bases 1 to 1080 code for a protein of 359 amino acids. Lineage: Eukaryota; Fungi; Basidiomycota; Ustilaginomycetes; Ustilaginales. The record is from RefSeq and is a predicted model, not a curated record.